Molecule: messenger RNA, 2266 nt
Organism: Hipposideros armiger (great roundleaf bat)
Lineage: Eukaryota; Metazoa; Chordata; Mammalia; Chiroptera; Hipposideridae
Gene: ACOX2
Product: acyl-CoA oxidase 2
Exons: 14
Coding region: 46-1980 (644 amino acids)
Biological process (GO): fatty acid beta-oxidation using acyl-CoA oxidase; very long-chain fatty acid metabolic process; lipid homeostasis
Cellular component (GO): peroxisome
Molecular function (GO): fatty acid binding; FAD binding; 3alpha,7alpha,12alpha-trihydroxy-5beta-cholestanoyl-CoA 24-hydroxylase activity
Source: RefSeq, a predicted model, not a curated record
AAACUACUCUCUCUCUCCUCAGACUCCAGGCCGAUCCAGGCUAGGAUGGGCAGCCCAGUGCACCGAGUGUCGAUGGGGGACCCCUGGAGCAGGCGAGUGCACCCUGACAUAGGGAGCGAGAGGUCCACGCGGUCCUUUGAUGUGGAGCGGCUCACCAACAUCCUUGAUGGAGGUGCCCAGAACACUGCAGUCCGGAGGAAAGUCGAGAGCAUCAUCCACAGUGACCCCGUGUUUAGCCUGAAGGAUAAUUAUUUCAUGAGCCAGAAUGAACGUUACGAGGCCAGCGUUCAGAAGAAAUUCCACAUCCAGAUGAUAGCACAGCGCCUGGGCUGGUUGGAAGACAGUCGUGAAUUAUACUAUGCUGCCAGAAUCUUUUCUGGAGACCUGGCCUUAGGUUUACAACACAUCUUCCUGAAAGCCCUCAGGAGCCUGGGCUCGGAGGAGCAGAUUGCCAAAUGGGCCCCACUCUGCAACACGUUCCAGAUCAUCGCGACAUACGCCCAGACAGAACUGGGACACGGGACAUAUCUUCAGGGCCUGGAGACUGAAGCCACCUAUGAUGCAGACACGCAGGAGUUUGUGCUGCACAGCCCCAAGAUAACUGCCAUCAAAUGGUGGCCGGGUGACCUGGGACGGUCAGCCACCCAUGCCCUGGUCCAGGCCCAGCUGAUCUGCUCGGGAGCCCGGCGGGGCAUGCAUGCCUUCAUUGUGCCCAUCCGGAGCCUCCAGGACCACACCCCUCUGCCAGGAAUCACCGUUGGAGACAUUGGGCCCAAGAUGGGCUUUGAGCAAACGGACAACGGCUUCCUGCGGCUGGACCACGUGCGGGUCCCCAGGGAGAACAUGCUGAGUCGCUUUGCACAGGUCUUGCCAGAUGGCACCUACAUCAAGCUCGGAACAGCACAGAGCAACUACCUUUCCAUGGUGGUGACACGGGUGGAGCUGCUGUUGGGCGAGAUCAUACCGCUGCUGCAGAAGGCUUGCGUCAUCGCCAUUCGCUACUCAGUCAUACGCCGCCAAUCCCAGCUCCGGCCCGGUGACCCGGAGGCAAAAAUCCUAGACUACCAGACACAGCAGCAGAAGCUUUUACCUCAGCUGGCCAUGGCCUAUGCAUUCCAUUUCCUGGCGACCAACCUCUUGGAAUUCUUCCAUCACUCCUACAAUGCCAUUCUGAACAGAGACUUCAGCCUCCUGCCUGAGCUUCAUGCACUGAGCUCAGGGGUGAAGGCCAUGGUAUCAGACUUCUGCACCCAGGGAGCUGAGCUGUGUCGCAGGGCCUGCGGUGGACACGGCUACUCAAAGCUGAGCGGCCUGCCAUCAUUGGUCACCAGAGUGACAGCCUCCUGCACCUACGAGGGUGAGAACACUGUGCUCUACCUGCAGAUGGCCAGGUUUUUGGUAAAGAGCUACCUGCAGUCUCAGGCAUCCCCAGGCUCCACAUCGCAGAGGUCUCUCCCUCAGUCUGUUGCAUACCUGACCGCACCUGACCUGGCCAGGUGCCCAGCCCGGAGGGCAGCUGACUUCCUUCACCCAGAAGUCUAUACCAGAGCCUGGGCACAUGUGGCAGUCAGGCUCAUAAAGGACUCGGUGCAUCAUUUACAGACUCUGCAGCAGUCCGGGGCUGACCAGCACGAGGCAUGGAACCAGACCACUGUCAUACACCUCCAGGCUGCUAAGGCACACUGCUACUAUGUCAGUGUGAAGAGUUUUACGGAAGCUCUGGAGAGACUAGAAAAUGAACCAUCAAUUCAGCAAGCACUCAAACGUCUCUGUGACCUCUAUGCUUUGCAUGGCAUCCUGUCUAACGCGGGUGACUUUCUCCAUGAUGACUUCCUGUCUGGGGCUCAAGUAGAUGUGGUGAGAACAGCCUACCUGGACCUGCUCCCCCUCAUCCGCUCCAAAACCUUGCUAAAUUGGGGGAACCCUGCCUAUGAGAAAUAUAUAAGACCACUAUUACAAAGCUGGAGAGCCAAGCUAUGAAAUAAUCAACAGCAUUCAAGAGGCACUGCUAUGCGACAAUGCCCGUAUGGCAUAUACAUCAUUAAAACUUUAAAGUGCAUAUGUAUGUAUUUUUGAAAGAGUUAUUAUCUUUUAGAGACACAGUCUGAAGUGAACGAAAUACCUGUGAUUUACUAUAAAAUGAUCCAUGGGAGGAAAACGGGGGAGUGAAAAGUUGUUGAUGUUGGUACAUGGGUACAUGGGUGUUGACACUAUUCUCUUAUGAAUAUGUUUGAAAUUUCCCACAAUAAAACACAGUAGCACUAUU